This is a messenger RNA of Lymnaea stagnalis (great pond snail), 508 nucleotides long. NCBI's taxonomy places the organism in Eukaryota, Metazoa, Mollusca, Gastropoda, Lymnaeidae. The record is from the annotation of a GenBank genome assembly.
AACCUCGGCGCACCAGGUGCCCUCGCACGCGCACCAGCCGCCGCUAGCGGAGAGGCCGAUGGCGCUGCAGAACGUGCUAGCCCUCGCCCAGUCUCGAGCUCUGAUGGAACGCGUCGGAUCUGGCCCCAUGCUCUCGCCGAUCCUCUCCAUGGACAAUCCCGCGAACCACAGCUACGGCAGGAAGCUGUUCCCGUGCCCGCAGUGCCGCUACACGACGGACAGGCGCAAUAACCUCAAACGACACAUGCUCACGAUGCACCAGACCAGCUCGAAAAUGCUCGAGUGCUGCGGCAUCCUCUUCAGCACGAAGGCGUCCCUGCGGGAACACGCCGUGAUAUUCCACUACCACGGCUACACCUGCUAUUUCUGCGGGCGCCGGUUCUGCAGGAAGGCCCUGCUGAAGAGACACUUGUCCGUCCACAACGGGCAGAAGGACUUCGUCUGCAACGUCUGCGACUACGCCACGUCGCACAAGAGCAACCUCGAGCGCCACAGGAAGGUCCACUCC